Messenger RNA from Drosophila elegans, 2431 nucleotides. It is a transcript of the gene Pp2A-29B, whose product is annotated as serine/threonine-protein phosphatase PP2A 65 kDa regulatory subunit. The coding region runs from base 259 to 2034 and encodes 591 amino acids. Lineage: Eukaryota; Metazoa; Arthropoda; Insecta; Diptera; Drosophilidae. Gene Ontology annotation, molecular function: protein binding; protein phosphatase regulator activity. Gene Ontology annotation, biological process: protein dephosphorylation. Gene Ontology annotation, cellular component: protein phosphatase type 2A complex; cytoplasm. The transcript has 7 exons. The record is from RefSeq and is a predicted model, not a curated record.
CGUUGUGUCACUUGGGAAAAAAAUAAUUUGCAAGGAACGACGACGUACGAUUUUCAUUGGAAAAGCAAUCAAAGAAUAUUGUGUAGAACACUGGCGAAUCGGAGCAGACGAAACGGAGAAACGUGCGAAAUUGUUUUGUGAUCCCAAACAAGCGAAUUGCGAAUUGCCAGAGGGCAAAAUCAAGUUGCCUGCCUGCAGAAUAGAAAAACCGAUUUUCAGUGCGUGUGUGUGAGCGCAGCAGCAGCAACAGCGGAAAAAAUGGCAGCGAGCGACAAAUCGGUCGACGAUUCUCUAUAUCCCAUUGCGGUCCUGAUCGACGAACUCAAGAACGAGGAUGUUCAGCUGCGGCUUAACUCCAUUAAGAAGCUGUCCACCAUCGCCCUGGCUUUGGGCGAGGAACGCACAAGAUCCGAGUUGAUUCCCUUCCUCACUGAGACCAUUUACGAUGAAGACGAGGUGCUGUUGGCUCUGGCCGAUCAACUGGGCAACUUUACAAGUCUUGUCGGCGGACCCGAGUUUGCCAUGUACUUGAUCCCGCCCCUAGAGAGUCUGGCCACCGUGGAGGAGACUGUGGUGCGGGACAAGGCCGUAGAAUCUCUGCGCACCGUGGCCGCCGAGCACAGUGCCCAGGAUCUGGAGAUCCAUGUGGUUCCGACCCUACAGCGUCUGGUGUCCGGCGACUGGUUCACCUCACGCACCUCCGCCUGCGGCCUCUUUUCGGUCUGCUAUCCGCGGGUCACACAGCCGGUGAAGGCCGAGCUGCGCGCCAACUUCCGCAAGCUCUGCCAGGACGAGACCCCCAUGGUGCGUCGGGCAGCUGCCAACAAGCUGGGCGAGUUUGCCAAGGUCGUGGAGACCGAGUAUCUCAAGUCCGACUUGAUUCCAAACUUUGUGCAACUGGCUCAAGAUGAUCAGGACUCUGUUCGUCUGCUGGCUGUGGAGGCUUGUGUCAGCAUUGCCCAGUUGCUGCCCCAGGACGAUGUGGAGCACCUGGUUCUGCCCACGCUGCGCCAGUGCGCCAGCGACUCUUCCUGGAGGGUGCGCUACAUGGUGGCCGAGAAGUUUGUGGACCUGCAAAAGGCCGUGGGUCCGGAGAUCACCCGGGUGGAUUUGGUGCCCGCCUUCCAGUACUUGCUCAAGGAUGCCGAGGCCGAGGUUCGUGCUGCCGUGGCCACCAAGGUGAAGGACUUCUGUGCCAACCUGGACAAGGUUAACCAGGUGCAAAUCAUCCUAAGCUCCAUUCUGCCGUAUGUGCGCGACCUGGUUUCGGACCCCAACCCACAUGUCAAGUCCGCCCUGGCCUCUGUGAUCAUGGGCUUGAGUCCGAUGCUGGGCGCCUAUCAGACGGUGGAGCAGUUGCUGCCCCUGUUCCUCAUUCAACUGAAGGACGAGUGCCCGGAAGUGCGCUUGAAUAUCAUCUCGAACCUGGACUGCGUGAACGACGUCAUCGGCAUCCAGCAACUGUCGCAAUCGCUGCUGCCCGCCAUCGUCGAACUGGCCGAGGACUCCAAGUGGCGCGUGCGUUUGGCCAUCAUCGAGUACAUGCCCGCUUUGGCCGGUCAGUUGGGUCAGGAGUUCUUCGACCAGAAGCUGCGCGGCCUCUGCAUGGGCUGGCUCAACGAUCACGUAUACGCCAUUCGGGAGGCGGCCACCCUCAACAUGAAGAAGCUGGUCGAGCAGUUCGGCGCUCCAUGGGCCGAGCAGGCCAUCAUUCCCAUGAUCCUGGUUAUGUCGCGCAACAAGAACUAUUUGCACAGAAUGACCUGCCUGUUCUGCCUGAACGUUUUGGCCGAGGUCUGCGGCACAGAUAUCACCACCAGGCUGCUGCUGCCCACAGUCCUCCUGCUCGCCGCCGAUCCCGUGGCCAAUGUGCGCUUCAACGUGGCAAAGACCCUGCAGAAGAUCUCGCCCUUCCUAGAGGCCAGCGUCAUCGAUGCCCAGGUGAAGCCCACACUCGACAAACUGAACGCGGACACUGAUGUGGACGUCAAGCAUUUUGCUGCACAGGCCAUUGCCGGCAUCGCAGCAGCGUAAUCAACCUUCUUGCAUCUUUUUUAUUCUAUUUUUAAAACUGUAUGUAUUUAACGCCGGCAACAAAACAUAUUAUGUAGCAACAACACUUAAGAACGGAAAUUUGUAGUGGAUCCCCGGGAGGUGUUCAACGCUGCAGCCGAUGCUGGAUAAUGGAUAGAGUUUGGAUUUGGAAGUUAGAGGAUUCGGAAAUUAGAGGAGCGGACCGGAGAAGUGCCACCAUGGCCAGCACGGGAGGGAGAACCACUAAACGCGACACAGCUAAACAUUAUUACUUACAUACUUAUAUUAUAUAUAAAUUACCACAUAGGCAUAAAGAUCAUUAUUAAAAAAAACAUGUGUAGAGUUUGGAACAUUUGAUCGCAUCUGAAUGCAAAAUAAAAUUGUAGUGAAACAACAA